Messenger RNA from Ectocarpus sp. CCAP 1310/34, 572 nucleotides. NCBI's taxonomy places the organism in Eukaryota, Phaeophyceae, Ectocarpales, Ectocarpaceae. The record is from the annotation of a GenBank genome assembly.
GCACCGGGGAGAGCGUUGACAGAGCAGGGAGUCCACCUGCAGGUCAGUGACCGGCGGCGCAAGCGGCGUUGGCUGAGACGGAGGUCCGCCAGGAACCGGGAAGUACCCCGAUGUCGUUGGCCGCCGCCGCCGCCAACAUCGGCCGGGAACAGGAGCGGGAGCAGGAUAAGGGCGGGGACGAGGGCAAGCACGAGGGCGAGGAGGUGUCUGAGUGGUGGGUCUUCCCCUUCCUGCUUCACACAGCGGCGUACAGCCCGUGGAGCGGUCAGGCCCCGUCGGAGUGGAAGCACCUCGACUCUUCGGACGGGCCGUCUAUAAAGCGGAAGGGCGGGGACGUCACCGUGGACUCUGAAAACCCCGUGUGCAGCCCCGCGGUGAUGUCGCGCCUUAACCCCAACGGCGACGCUUUGAGCCGAAGCAGCAGGAGAGGAAAGCAGCGGCCGACAAGGAACUACAAGAAGCCCGGAAGGAAGCCCUUGAGACGAAGAAGGGCCUGGCCGCCUUGGAGGCUGCGAACACACACAUCGAGACCAUAGGCGCGAACAUGAAGAGGAUGGUCGAGCUCAAGCAGG